Echinostoma caproni is the source of this 1941-nucleotide messenger RNA. NCBI's taxonomy places the organism in Eukaryota, Metazoa, Platyhelminthes, Trematoda, Plagiorchiida, Echinostomatidae. The record is from the annotation of a GenBank genome assembly.
GGUACGGUAGAAUCUGUAUGUACUAGUUUACAGACGUAUCUGGUCGCAGCGGACUCAAUUUAUUACCCUCGCGGAAAGUUUACUGUAGACGCCUGUGAUGAGAAAAAGACUGUACCCGUUGGUAUACUGAUUACAUGCGAGCAAGUUUUGGACGUAUGCUGGAAGUUUUUAUGCCAGUACACCUAUUCGGUCACCCGACGUGCUGCGGGUUUGUGGCCCGCGGUGAAAGCAGCCCUUUUGGCGGAGCGGGCACGCGGUUCGCGAAAUAUGCCGAACCUGCUAAUCAACUGGCUUCGACGUUUGCUCCGACUGGCGUCCGUCAAUUCGAACGGAGUGACGUGCACAGCAUGCGGUGAGGAGAAGGCUGAUUCGCCACGCACACUAGCUUUGCACAUUCUGCGUGGCAUGGUCGCUGACGCAAGCUUGCGUGCUCACAUUCAGCUGAUUCCGUCUGCGGAUGACGAUCCAAAUCAGUCCACGUAUUCUUUCGCGGUUGAAGCCAUUUGCCAGGCUGUGCUACCGGGAUUUAUGUCCCCUGAAUGGACGAUAUCUAAUGCAGCAUUACAGUUGCACAGUGCACUGGUCCUCCGUUUGACUGGGUCCAAUUCCGGUCGACCCGCUCCGUCCGCUUCUGUGGUGUUUGACGUGCACAAACCGCUGUUGGAAAUGUGCGUGGAUCGGUUGGAAUGGGUGCAACGCAGUGGUCAGGAUUCUGUCUGGACAACGACUCAGUUAUUGCCACUUCUGACCCUCUUGGUUCGAAUGGCUCCUUCAUCCGGUGCGAAACUGUUUAACUGGUCAGUCGCUUUCAACCUAGUUGAACACCUCUUGAUCGGUCCAACGGUUGGUCCUGGCACGUGGUUUCUCGCGUCACGACUGUGCGAUCUAAUGACUGUGGUGAUUUCGGCUGCCGUGGAUCAUUCCGACUGGGAUUCUACUCUUCGUUCGACAGCACGUGAGUGGUUCGUGGACAAACUUUCGCGGUUUUGUUCUACCCCACAUGACCAGCCUUUCUAUGUGGAUGCCGUAGUCGCAUUGGUGCAUUUCGUCUACCACGUCUGUCCAUCGAUUCUGGUUCACAAUCCCAUCAUCCUGGUAAAUUGGGCUCCUCGAUUGGUUCAUCGGCUGUUGGGUGCUCUGACCGAUACAGAUCGCCCGCAAUACUUGGCGCUGUUUGCUAAUACUUCUGUACAAUACUGGCUUCUUGGUAUCCAUCAUCCCACCACAAACAUGCUACUGUCAUGGCGAGUGGUACAGGUCUGGGCGUUUGUCAUACAAAAUCGCUUGAUGCAAACAGGUGAUAUUGAAGUCCAUUUAAACGAUGAUCAGCGUCAUAAGGCGAUAAGUUCGUUACGAGCCAUCCUUAAUGUGGAAGAUGUGGGAUCAUCGGACGCUGGGAACAGGGCGAAUGCGCUUUUAUGCGAGGCGGUUUGUUUAUCUGUGACCGAUUCAUCUCAUUCGUUUUAUUUGGACCGAUGGUUCGAUCAGUUGACAGACUGCUUACACCCAUCUUCGCCGGACUCUGCUCGCCUCAUCGCAUCCGAAGCUGUAUAUGCGUGGUUGAGUUCAUUCCAGAAAGCACAAACUCCGGAGAAGUCCCCAUCCUCAGUUCAGCAAUUGUUAUGCACCAUGACGCCGCUAGAACGACAGAAAUUCCUCAGCCUUCUUUUUCUCGGUAUAUUCGACGAAUGUGCUGAGGGGUUUUUGGAAGGUCUUCCGUCGCCGUUUCGUCUGAUUCACCCGGGGUUAACAGCCAUGUACGGCAAACCUGUCGCACCUCUAUUCUCGGUUCACCUUCUCCUGGAAAGGCUUCUUCCCUUCCUGUUCUCAGAUCGAGACAGUAAGGAGGAAGUUAGCGGUUGGCUACAAGCGGAAUGGAAGCGAGUAAUGCAUGGUCUAAAUAGGCGUCUGAUUGAAGAAGCAAUGAUGCGUGAACGGUGA